Molecule: messenger RNA, 1266 nt
Organism: Peniophora sp. CBMAI 1063
Lineage: Eukaryota; Fungi; Basidiomycota; Agaricomycetes; Russulales; Peniophoraceae
Source: the annotation of a GenBank genome assembly
AUGGCCCCUGGACAUCCUACCUCAUCCCCUCACGCAUUCGACUGGUCGGUGAACGGUGCACCGUCCCCAAGCGAGAGUUUCCUGCUCUUCACAGAAUCUGCCGGGUACUCUAUCGCUGUUACUUCGAACCAACCACAACAGAGCAAACGCGCACGGAAGCGCGAAUCCAGGCGGCUCAGCAGCGAGUCCUUCCUGUCGUUCUCUCCCCCGACCUCUCCCUCAGACGUCUCACCGCCAAACACUUUGAGCCCGACGGUCGCGUAUCCCCGCGCUGGCAACCCUCAUAAACGCGCACAGUCCGAGGCGGCGCUCGGUCACCGCCUCGUGCCCGCGCUUAGAACACCUGUCCCGCCUCCGCAGCCUCACAAACCGGCAACGGCAUUCUUGCACACGUCCCCCGCAACGUCUCCCACCAACGCUCCCGCGACGUCUCGCACAUUCCCCCCACGGCCUUCCAACAGUUCUGACCCACGACCCUCUACGAGUUCUGGCUUCCGUACGACGGAGAGGCCACGCGCAUCAUCUUCGCAUGCUUCGGAAAGGCGUCCAACCGUCUCAAGACCCCCCGCAUUGAUGCUCCUGCCCCAAAAGCUCUCAUCGCCUGAUUCUCCGAGUCCAUCUCCAACUGCGACAGUGGACAGCUUCGCAACCAAGCUCCCAUCCCCAGAAGAGCUCCAUGCGCGGCGGAUUGCGAAGCUGCGCAAACACCUUUCAGCGUCUGUCCCCGCAGAACUCGUCGCACGACCAGCGCGCAAAAACUCGCACCGGGAGUCGGUUAUCAUGCCUCCUCCGCGACCGUCCACUAGCAUGGGUGUACGCGAACCCGAGGUUGACUACGAGCGGCUGAAGAAGAUUCGGAGGCAUUUAUCCGCAUCUGUGCCAGAGCACCUCGUGUUGAAGCUUCCACCGCGGCUGGACUUGGACAUGUUCUGCGAUAUUGACGAAGAGGACGAGGAAUGCUGCAAUGAGGGGUACUGGAGUGAACCGGAACGGGCGCCGUCCAACGAGUCGAACUCAUUGGAGUAUCACCAGUAUCUCGAUCUCCCUGUUACGGACGAUGAUGGACCCGUGAGCGUCGAAGUCGAAGUCGGGGUGUUGGGAAGGGUUAGCGAGGGUUCGGAGGAUUCGAACAGGUCGGAGCGCCCGUGGCCGCCGACGCCUACAAGCACUAUCUCGAGCUUCCGCCCCGUACGCGUUGAGCGCGGCAACCGGCGCGAGAGCGUCGAGUACGCGCAGAUGAUGAAGGCGCUCCGCUCCCUCAAGUGA